This is a messenger RNA of Vespula vulgaris, 2705 nucleotides long. RefSeq lists its product as uncharacterized. The transcript has 4 exons. The record is from RefSeq and is a predicted model, not a curated record. Bases 791 to 2152 code for a protein of 453 amino acids. Lineage: Eukaryota; Metazoa; Arthropoda; Insecta; Hymenoptera; Vespidae.
AAAAAAAGAAGAAAACCAAAAAAAACAAGUUUCCCUCGCCAGCGAAUUUUUCGUAGAUCCUCGUGUAAAUAUAUUCAUUCUUUUGCGCAAGACUUCGACGAGAUGGGAGAGAUUUGUUUAGAUUUGUUAGAAAUGAUUAUUUAUCGAAACGAAGAUUGAACGUAAUGGGAUAUUCUCUAGAUAGAUUUCAUUUUUUUUUUCAGAUCCGAUACGUUGUAAUUUAUUCUGUAAAUAGGCUAAUAUAAUGAUUAACUUUAGCAGGCUUUGUUACUUGAACUAAUUGUAAGUAUAUCCUCUGUGAAAUUGAUUAACCACGAUUCGAGAGCCUCGACAAAUACGUACAUAUGUAAUAAUAUUUAUCGAUAGACGCUUGCCUUGCGAGGUCAGAUCAGGACUAUCUUUUUCUUCGGAAUAAUAUCUCGCGGUCAUUGCUUAAUAUGACGUAAGUCCACGGCAUCGUACGGAGGUCGAGUGUAUAUUUCAGGCUCUGACACACCUCAGGACAUGUUUAUAUUUGCCUCUCGCUCUCGCGCAUUAGGUUUCUAUAGCGUCAGAGCUAUGUUUCUCCCACCCUCAUGAGCACACAGUGGCAACUAUAGUCGGUGACUUAAGCUACACGGUGAUGGGUUCGCAACUGUCACUCUGAAGACAAAAUGCGUGGAGUCGUACAUUCCGAUGGUGGAAUUCGUUAGAGUGAUAUCUUCAUCGAUUUCGCGACGAAUCUAUUUUACUCGAGGAGUGUAAUUUAUUGUUAAUCGUAAACUUGUAUAAAUACGUUUGAUUUAUCAUCAUGGCUAAAACGAAAUCUUCCGAAGUGGAAGAAGGAUCGAUGGGUUUCAAGGAUAAGCAGAAGGCUUUGGAUACAUUGAAAUUUCUUGACGAACGUGAUAUAAGUUAUCAAUAUCACGUUAUAACCAGCUUCGUCAGUCGCGUUAAAAGAACAUUACAAAUAACGAAGGACGAGGAGAAACUUUCGAAUUUGCGAGAUGCUUUGAAAGUAUUCGAAGAUUGGUUGACCGAUUAUAAAGAAAAUAAUCGUGGAAAAGAAAAUCUUGCAUAUUUACCGAUAGAAACGAUCAAGGCUUAUAGAUCACUCGCCAAGAGAUACGAUGUGAUCGACGAUGAUUUUUACGUCGCUUACAAGAAGGAAAAAGGAGAUUACAAAAGUUUACGUACUUCGAAGUUACAAAAUAACGGGAUAACGUGGGACAUUGAAAGGAAUCGUAGAUUAAAGGAUAUCGUUGCUAACAUCAAAGAAAGGAAUAUACAAUGGUACGAGACGGAUAUUGGUGAUUUAAGAGGACUUCCAACGAAGGAACACGUUCGAUGCAUCAUGUUAGGAUACAGUCCGGAUCCAACAAAGUUGAAAAAGUUGAUGGCGGAUGUUGCAUCGAAAAUCGGUGUUAUAGAUGAUAUCGAUAUGGAAGUUGAAGAAGAAGUCACGAAGAAGACGACCAAGAGAAGCCACGAUAGGAACACGUCGAGUAGCGAAAGCGAGUCCAGCGAGCCCGAUAGAAAAGUUGCCAAGUUAUCCUCCGAUGUAGAAGGAGAGAAAAAGGAAGAUAGUGGUCUUAGUUUUAAGGAUAAGGAAAAAGCUUUGCAGAGUAUCAAAUCUCUCGAAGGGCGUGACUUGAGUUAUCAGUAUCAUGCCAUUGCUGGUUUGGUUAAAAGAGCCGAAAGAGUAAUAUCGUGUACGAAGGAUAUAAAAAAAAUCCAAAAUAUGAAGGAAGCUGUUGAAGUUUUCGAGGAUUGGAUUACCGACUAUAAUGUAAAUGGUAGAUCGCAAGAUAAUUUUAAUUAUUUAUCGAUCGACGUUAUACGUGCUUUCGAACCUCUCGCUAAAAAAUACGAUAUCGAGGAUAAAGGGAUUUUAAAGGCAUACGAAGAAGUAGAUGGAGAUUAUAAAAAAUUGAGAACGUUGCAAGUCCCAGAAUCCGAUUUAACGUGGGAUAAAAAGAGAAACAAAUUUCUUCGAGAAUUUGUGGAUCGUAUGAAAGAAGAAGAUAUUUCUUGGUUUGAAACCGACGGAGAUUUUCGGAGUUUACCGACUAAAGAACAUGCGCGAUGUAUUAUGUGGGCUUACAGUCCCGAUCCUACGAAAUUAAAAAAGCUCGUGUCCGUAGUUAUAGAGAAAUUAGCGUCUACAGUGUGAUAUACUAUAACUAAUUAUCUAUAUGCUAUAUCUAAUUAGUUAUCGUAUUAAAGCUUUCAUGCUGUUAUAUUUUUUAAGCUAAAGCUAAACGAUCUUUUAAUUAGUUGUAUACGCGUAUAUAUAUAUAUAUGUACAUAUGUACAUACAUACAUACAUACAUAUAUAUAUAUACACGUGUACACGCAACUAAUUAAAAAAUAUUAUUUCCUUUUAUUUGCAGGUCAAAUAUUUUACAUAAUUAACUAUAAUCGAAGUCUGUAAUGUUUAUAAAAGAAAAUAUAAUAUUUAAAAGGCAUCCCUACGAAACGACAAUAUCAAUUAUACGUUCACACGAAAUUCGAACGUCCCGCCGGCGCUGAAUAGCUAGCGCCAUCUUGUCGACACUAAGACGCGCGCGAGAAGGCUAGAUGGCGCUAGGCGUCGAGUUGGUUUUUCGAGCGGCGAGCUCAAUCGAUAGUUUUUAUUGCUGUCGCUGACUCGCGAGGGAGGGUGAGCCUCGAGUACAGUUUUGAGGUUAGGGUUAGUGACUCGGUGACACUGGAAACGAUAACCG